CUGCUCCUCCUCUCACAGGUGUUGAAGGUGCAGGCUUCGAGCAUAGUACAGACGAGAUCAGUGCGUGGAAACUUCCCCUUGCGAGAGAACAGCCAGUGACGUCCCAAGAAAAUGACUGAUGCUGAAUGUGGGACUCUGCCAGUUUUGAUUGCACCAUCUUCUGGAGAACAGGAUUUAUGGCCACACCUGGGCUCCAUCCUGCCCCUGAACUGUACACUGCGACUCAUUGACUCAUGUACCGCUAACCUGACAUGGCUGAAGGAUGGAAACCCAGCCCCGGAGGUGUACAGAGAACAGCAGAGUUGCUGGAAUGGCCUCAACAGCUCGGAAAGGUUCUUUACCAGUAUCCUGAAUGUUAAUCUCACCACAGAAGAGGAUUAUGGGAACUUUACCUGCCAAUGGCAGACCGUUUCUGCCUCAUUUACUCUUCACAAAUCUGACAAAGCAGGACACAUAGCAGCUGUCCUCUUCGCACUCUGCGUCCUUACCAUGCUUGUUGUUGGUACCAUUCUAUAUAUCAAGUGUCGCCUGAAUGUACGUCUCUGGUACAGAGACAAAUAUGGAGACAUGGAAAUAAAUGAUGGACGUCUGUUUGAUGCUUAUGUCUCAUUCUGUCCCUCAAAUAUUGAUACAAAGUUCACAAACUUUAUCCUAAAACCCCAUUUGGAGAACAGAUAUGGGUACAAACUGCACUUGGAUGAGAGGAGUCUGCUGCCUAAUACAGAACCUUCCGCUGAGUUGCUCAUGAAUGUCAGCCGCUGCCGACGACUGAUAGUGGUUCUGUCGCUGGCGUAUCUAGAGCAGGAAUGGUGCCAAAACAGCUUCAGGAAUGGUUUGUUUCGCCUGCUGGAGCUCUCCCGUAGGCCAAUCUUUAUCCUGUUUGAGAAUCAGUACAAGGAGCUGCCGGCAGAAGUCACCAAACUUCUGAAUUCCCAGAGAGGGAUACUGAAAAUGCUGCUCUGGAAGGCUAACUCUGUGUCUCCUGCAUCUGACUUCUGGAAAGAGUUGCGCCUUGCUCUGCCUCGAAAGAUGUCUUUAGCAGAAGGGAGAGGGGACCCUCAGACUCAGAAUCAAGAUGAUAAGGACCCCAUGUUGAGUGUAAACAGUGAGACCGCAGAUCCUGACCCUGAUGGAGAUCUAGGUGUGCGAAGGACUUUUUAUAAAGCUCCACCUCCUCGGAUGGCUCCAGUAAGGCACACAGGAGACAGGGAUAACGCUGCAGAUGUAGACAUCUCGGACUUAGGAUCUCGGAACUACUCCGCCAGAGCGGAUUACUAUUGCCUGGUGGCUGAACCUGACCUGUAGAGAGAUGAGGGAAGAGAAAGACCUUAUAACAUAAAGGAAACCACCAAGAUUCUAGACCUUGUGGACGCGGCAAGAAACGGAAGGGACAGAGUAUUAUUUAUGGAACAAGCAGAGACCUUGGGUAACCAACAGAUCUCAUGCAGUCAGAACUGGUUAGGUUGCUUGUUAAUGCACAGUUGUGUGCAACCAAGGAACACUAACUGUAUGACAUAGGUAAAAUUCUGACUACUAAUGCUUACUGUACUAUAUCAUUUGAUAUCUAUUGCCUGAAUGUUCUGAGGUGUAACAGUAAUAACAGCAGGAUAUGUAAAGAGAAGAAAAACAACAUAUACAAAGACUAAAGUCAAAAUCCACGUCC
This is a messenger RNA of Nanorana parkeri, 1663 nucleotides long. RefSeq names its product single Ig and TIR domain containing (gene SIGIRR). The coding region runs from base 112 to 1305 and encodes 397 amino acids. Gene Ontology annotation, biological process: signal transduction. NCBI's taxonomy places the organism in Eukaryota, Metazoa, Chordata, Amphibia, Anura, Dicroglossidae. The record is from RefSeq and is a predicted model, not a curated record. The transcript has 10 exons.